CUGUAUUAUGACUUUCUUUUCCAUCCUCACCUCUUCUCUCCUUCUUCUUCUUACAUACACCCGAAGUGCACCAUAUCCCAGCAAACAUGGGAAGUGUACAUUUAGACAAGGAGCGAUUGACGGCCCAGAUGGAUUUUAAAGAUCAAUCUUCAGUCGUCAUCAAGAUCCGCCGUCGGUUGCCAGACUUCUUACAGUCUGUGAAGCUCAAAUACGUGAAGCUUGGCUACCGCAACACCAGUAAUCACGUUUCACAUCUCGCUAUAUCGGUUCUGAUAUUGGUUUUCAUUGCAACCGUGCGUUUGAAUGGUAUAGACGGCUUCGAUGGGUUCUCGCUCUUGUGGAGCCAAAUCUAUAUUGAUUUGGCCACUGGUUUGUCUGCUUCAGCGAUUUUAAUAUUCUUGCUUACUGUGUACUGGUUCAAACGGGCCCGGCCCGUCUAUCUUGUCGAUUUCGCGUGUUACAAGCCCGGUGAUGAGCGGAAGAUGCCGGUCGAGAGUUUCUUGGAGAUGACGGAGAGCAAUGGCGGGUUUGAAGAGGCGACUAUCGAUUUCCAGAGGCGGAUAUCGCGGCGGUCUGGGCUCGGCGAUGAGACGUACUUUCCGCAAGGGAUCACGUCACGACCGCCGAACCUUUCCAUGAAGGAGGCUCGAUUGGAGGCCGAGUCAGUCAUGUUCGGUGCACUCGACGAUCUCUUCCAGAAGACGGGCGUACGGCCAAGAGAUGUAGGGAUUCUGAUAGUGAACUGCAGCUUGUUCAAUCCAACACCAUCGCUUUCGUCCAUGAUCGUCAAUCAUUACAAGAUGCGGUCCACCAUCAAAAGUUUCAAUCUUGGUGGAAUGGGAUGCAGUGCUGGACUGAUCUCUAUUGAUCUUGCUAAGGAUCUCCUCCAAGCAAACCCUAAUUCUUACGCAGUCGUUGUUAGCACUGAAAAUAUUACGUUGAAUUGGUAUUUCGGUAAUGACCGAUCCAUGCUUCUAUGCAACUGUAUAUUCCGCAUGGGAGGUGCCGCCGUGUUGCUCUCGAACAUGAGAAGAGAUCACAGCCGUUCGAAAUAUCAGCUCGUACAUACGGUGAGGAUUCACAAAGGAGCGGACGACAGUAGCUACAACUGCGUGUACCAGAAGGAAGACGAGAAAGGAACCGUUGGCGUGUCGUUAGCCAGAGAACUAAUGGCCGUCGCUGGCGAUGCUCUCAAAACCAAUAUCACUACAUUGGGUCCUUUGGUAUUGCCGUUCUCAGAGCAAUUCAAGUUCUUGCUGACGUUGGUGAGGAGGAAGUUCUUGCAGAUGAAGGUGAAGCCGUACAUUCCCGACUUCAAACUGGCGUUCGAGCAUUUCUGCAUACAUGCAGGUGGGCGGGCCGUGCUCGACGAACUGCAGAAGAACCUCGAGCUGACGGACUGGCACAUGGAACCGUCGCGCAUGACGUUGCACCGGUUCGGGAACACUUCCAGCAGCUCGCUGUGGUAUGAGCUUGCCUACACGGAAGCGAAAGGGCGGGUGGGAAGAGGGGAUCGGGUCUGGCAGAUUGCAUUCGGGUCGGGUUUCAAAUGCAACAGUGCAGUUUGGAAAUCACUGCGACAAGUAGCUGUACAAGAAGAGUGUUUGGUUAGCCCAUGGGCAGACUGCAUUGAUGGCUACCCGGUAAAGCUGCCUGUGACCUGAACUGUCACGUGGCAAUGUAAUAUUGGAGACCAAUGAAUUGCCACGUGGCUAUUUAUCUUGUACUGCAUGAACUCCCAAAAGUAGGGAAUGUGUGUGUUUGGAAGAUGAAGGGAGGUGGGUGUAGAUAUCAUUUCCUUGUUGUUUUAUCCAGUGUCAGUCUAUACGCUUUUUAGACAGAUUAGGUUAGACCUUUUCUUUUCACGAAAGAACCCUGCUGAGUAACACGGUUCACGUGAAGAGAAAAGGAGAUGAAGAUUGGUGAGCCAGACUGUGGUCCCAACAAAAAUAUCAUAUUGUUGUACUAUUGAAAUCUUAAUGGUUAGGAUAUGCGAUAAAUCUCUGUUGGUGCUUCUCC
Messenger RNA from Magnolia sinica, 2019 nucleotides. RefSeq names its product 3-ketoacyl-CoA synthase 1-like. The coding region runs from base 87 to 1664 and encodes 525 amino acids. The transcript has a single exon. Lineage: Eukaryota; Viridiplantae; Streptophyta; Magnoliopsida; Magnoliales; Magnoliaceae. Gene Ontology annotation, molecular function: acyltransferase activity, transferring groups other than amino-acyl groups. The record is from RefSeq and is a predicted model, not a curated record. Gene Ontology annotation, cellular component: membrane. Gene Ontology annotation, biological process: fatty acid biosynthetic process.